CAGUCCAUCUCUACAAAGAGAUCACCCUCUCUACCAUCCAUACCCGUGAUCUAUACGGCCAAUCAUGAAGGUAGAAACAUUGACCAACUGGGACAGCAAAGACCCGUCCAACAAACUCCACAUCCUCGCCACCCCCUCCGGUCUUGGCUCGAUCUCCAUCUCCAACUACGGUGCCACCAUCACCGCCUUCAACAUCGCUGGUCAAAAUAUCGUUGCCUCAUACUCUUCUCCAGAGCACUAUCGCUCUGACAAGAAUCCCUACUUUGGCGCAACGAUUGGUCGUGUUGCGAACCGAGUUGCGAACGCGAGGUUUGAGCUUGGUGGGAAGACCUAUGAGCUCGAUGCAAAUGAGAAGCCCCAUUCAUUGCAUGGUGGUCCGGGUGGGUUCCAUCAAAAGAUCUGGGAUGGACCCGCGAUUGAGACGAGGCAUGGCAGAGAGGUUGCCGUCUUUAGCUGUAAGAGUGCGCACAUGGAGGAAGGGUACCCUGGUGAUCUCGAGGUAAAGGUUAUCUACAGCUUGGAGGAAGCCCAGAAGGCUGGUCAGACAGUGGUCGAGCUCGGUGUCGAAUACGAAGCUGAGCUCGUCGGUGGAAGUAAUGAGACCAUCGUCAACUUGACAAACCACUCAUACUGGAAUAUCUCGGGCGGGCCCACGAUCGAGGGGACGGAAGUUGUUCUCAACACUGCUAGGUCGAGACCUUAUGCCUGUCACCUCGCAACUGAUGAAUCCCUCAUCCCUACCGGCAAGAUCGAAUCCCACCCAAAGAUCCCCCUCACCUCCUCCGGUACGCCCGAAAAGUUCACACUGGGUCCAGAUGAACCCGCAGUCGACCACUGUUUCGUCCUCAUCACCACCCCACCCACAACUAUCUCCACCCUCUCCACCCCCCUCCAAACAUUCGCGACCCUCACGCACCCCGCCACGCACCUUACUUUGUCCGUGGCCACCACGGAGCCGAGUUGCCAAUUCUAUACGGGCGACGGUGUGGAUUUCGAGGAGGCGGGUUGGCGGAAGAGGGCGGGUGUGUGUUUGGAGGCUGCUAGGUGGGUGAACGCGGGCAAUGUGGAGGGGUGGAGGGGAAUGGUCGCGUUGAAGAAGGGCGAAAGGUAUGAGAGUAAGACGGUUUAUUCCGUCCACAAAGAGCAGGCCUAG
Saitoella complicata NRRL Y-17804 is the source of this 1153-nucleotide messenger RNA. Its product is annotated as aldose 1-epimerase. Gene Ontology annotation, biological process: glucose metabolic process; beta-D-galactose catabolic process via UDP-galactose, Leloir pathway. The transcript is spliced from 2 exons. The coding region runs from base 65 to 1153 and encodes 362 amino acids. Lineage: Eukaryota; Fungi; Ascomycota; Saitoellomycetes; Saitoellales; Saitoellaceae. The record is from RefSeq and is a predicted model, not a curated record. Gene Ontology annotation, molecular function: aldose 1-epimerase activity; carbohydrate binding.